GUGAAAGUGGAUCAAUACGCGACGGGCGCGCGGCCCGUCUAGCAGCGUGCGGACGUUUCUAUUGCGAAGUCGCCUGUCCACGCGCGCAGCGGCACUCGUAGCGAUUGUUGACAGGCUAUUUCGACUGAUAGUCGCGAGCGGCGAUUUCGGGGUGCGAACGCGUCCUCGAAAUUUCGCGUGUCCUCCAGCGCAGCGGAGGAAGAUCGAUCCGGCGGCUUUCAUCGGGCGCGAGCGCGCGCGCGAGAGAGAGAGAGAGAGAGGAAGAGAGAGAGAGAGAGCGGCGUGUUAAACGUUGCCGUCGGCUGACGGCUCGAAAUCCGAUCCGGACCGAUUGUGGAAAUUGUCAGGGCACGUCGGGGAAUUAUCCGUCAGCCGUCCGGAAGCACGCCCGGCGCCCUCGCCGGGAAUCAUUUUUCCCGCGAAACAUGGUGGUGCGUGGCGCGUGUCGCGUUUCGGGACGCGAGGUGUCCGCUUACCACCGCUGAUCAAAGGAUUCGUCUCGGUUAUGCGCUGUCGACAGGUGGUGAUGGUGACGGGCCGGCCGCGGCGAUAAGUCAAUCGCGUUGUAUGGCGUACGGCGAGAUUGGAAAGCUCGCAGUGCAGCGCACGAAGACGCUGAAGAAGACGAGAGAGGACGAGGCGGGAAUUAGAAAGCGCUGCGGGUCAUCGUGUACACGCUGAACGGUACCGAGAUGUACCCGUCUCACCUUAUACGGAGAAUGGCCUGCAAGCAGAACCUCACCUGCCUGCGAUUCCUGCGUUGGACUAUCCUGGUGCCGCUUGUGAUUUACAUCUCGCUUCUGUUCGUCAAGUACAACAGAAACGUGCCUCUGAAAAGUCUGCCGACCACUCAGGAGAAGGACAAGGAGAGCUCCAUGAUGGACAACCUGUUCUUCGAAUUGGAAGCUGUGACGGUGAACAAAAAGGACCUGGCGAAGUACAAGGACGCUGCAAGGAUCAAUCGCAGGAACGAGGAAAGCAUACGGGAGGUCGAGGAGGCGGAAAAUCGCGAAAAUCCGAGAACCCUUCUGGAGGAUAUUUUCCAAAGGGCCGAUACCGAUGACAACCAAUUGCUGGACAUUCAGGAACUGGCCAAGUGGAUUCACACGAAGAUUACAGAACACAUAAGCCGUGCCAUGCGGGAGAACGUCGGUUUGUUCACCGCCAUCGACAACAAUCCCAGAAAUGGCGAAGUAUCCUGGGAAGAGUAUCACGCGUACUUCCUGAGAUCUCAUGGUUUCUCCGAGAGUUACAUAAAUUCCCAUGAUAAGAAACACAGCGAAAUGUCGCGGUCGCUGAAGGAAAGUAUAAUGAGGGAUAGAGCGCGAUGGGCCGAGGCGGCUAGAAAUGAUCCCGAGAAAUUGACUUUGGACGAAUUUCUGGCCUUCACGCAUCCUGAGAGCAGCCACAGGGCCCUGCUGCAGAUGGUGGAAGAUCUCUUUGAGAAAUUCGAUCGAGACGGUGACGAGCAGUUAACGGAGGACGAGUUUUCGGAUUUGCCGUCUGACGGAGUCGGCCUAGAUUUACGCGAGGAUCGGCAGCAGUCGAUAGGAGGUAGCGAAGACAGACGUAAGGAGUUCCGACAUUUGAUCGACAAGAACAAAAAUGGGAAAGCCGAUCGAACCGAGCUUCUGAUGUACAUCGAUCCGCGGAACCCCAGACAUGCGAUCCAGGAGGCCCAGCACUUGAUAACUCUAUCGGACACGAACCUGGACGGGAAACUCGAUCUUCCGGAAAUCCUUAGCAAGAUGGAUCUGUUCCUCGGCAGCAAGAUGGUAGACACGGAGAGAAGUUUCCACGACGAGUUUCGAUAGUUUUCGCACGCAAACGACAGUGUGACAUUGCCUAGUCGAAUGCCUGUGGAGAAUCCGAAUACAUGCUAUUAACUGCUCACGCUGUCUGAUGGAGCGCGAGGUGAUAUUUCCGCGACGAACAACGGCUUCAUCUCUCGUUUUAGAGCGAAAUUCCGUACUUCUUACACCUUACAGGGAUAGAGCUCGAUGUUCCUUCGUAGAGAAUUUUAUACGCUAGUGCGUUUUUCUAUAUUGUGAUGUGGCGCAAUAAAAUCUCUUUAGAAAGAAAU
Molecule: messenger RNA, 2083 nt
Organism: Harpegnathos saltator (Jerdon's jumping ant)
Lineage: Eukaryota; Metazoa; Arthropoda; Insecta; Hymenoptera; Formicidae
Gene: myd
Product: stromal cell derived factor mayday
Exons: 6
Coding region: 693-1814 (373 amino acids)
Biological process (GO): calcium-ion regulated exocytosis
Cellular component (GO): endoplasmic reticulum
Molecular function (GO): calcium ion binding
Source: RefSeq, a predicted model, not a curated record